GCAGAGUCACGUGAGAGCGUGUCACGUGAUUGUUGAAGUGCAAAUUUAUUUUAAAAAAAUAGAAAGCUUCGUUUCUUUGUACUCUGAAUGUUCGUGAAGCAGCUUAAAUAUCCGUCACGCGUCGAAUUAGACGGUUUUCCCAUUUGCGGCGAACCCAUCAGGUUGCAAGAGGAGAAUGCAGCAUAGACCUGUUCAUUAAUAACACCUGAACUGAAGCUGACUGCAAAGCCUCUGCUAUGACGUUAAAGAUGUUGCCGAUGGGGGUCGUGUUCCUGGCUCUGCUGGGCCUGAGCUGCACCAGGGUCUGUCCGGAUGGAGGCAUCUGCCGGCACCAGAACACCUGCUGCAAGAACGCCGUUGGAGGCUACGGGUGCUGUCCGCUACCAUAUGCGGAGUGUUGCUCAGACCACCUGCACUGCUGCUACGAGAGGACGGUGUGUGAUCUGGUCCACAGCCGAUGUGUGAAUAAGACCGUUUCCCUUCCCAUGAUGAGACGCGUCCCUCAGCUUCAAGAGACGCUGAGAGCCAUCAUCUGUCCAGACCAAGAGUCCGAGUGUCCGAACGAUGCCACCUGCUGCCAGCUUCUGGACGGCUCGUGGGGCUGCUGCCCAUUAACUAAGGCGGUGUGUUGUGAGGAUAAACUCCACUGCUGCCCCGAGGCGACAAAGUGCGACCUCGCUCAUUCAAAGUGUGUUUCCUCCUCGCUGGAGUCCUUCCCCAUGCUGGAGAAGCUGCCCGCAAAGAGGAGGGACAAUCACUCAGUCGGCUCGGUGUCGUGUCCCGGGGGCAAAAGCAGCUGCCCAGACAGUUAUACGUGUUGCCUUCUGGCCAGUGGAGAUUACGGCUGCUGUCCUUACUCACAGGCCAUGUGCUGCAGCGACCAUCUCCACUGUUGCCCCAGCAACACGAUAUGUGACCUGGCCCACGGGGUCUGCAAAGACGGGGAGGCGAUAUUUCCGCUGCUGAAGAAGAUCGCCGCUGUGCCCAAUGACGUUACGUGUCCAGACGAGACGUCGUCGUGUCCAGACGAGACGACGUGCUGCAAGAUGGUGGACGGCUCGUACGGCUGCUGUCCGAUGCCCGACGCCGUCUGUUGCUCAGAUCACAUCCACUGUUGUCCUGAAGGAACCCAGUGUGACGUCGCCCACAGCGCAUGUUUAUCCGCCCGUGGAGCGGCUGCCUUAACGGUCGUCGCCGUGGCAACGCCGACGGAAGUACAGAAAAAAGUCAGCGUCCUUCCCUGCAACGACUCUGUUGCGUGUGCUGAGGGGAGCACCUGCUGCGGGUUGGUGGAGGGAGGAUGGGCCUGUUGUCCACUACCCAAGGCCGUAUGCUGCGAGGACCACCAGCACUGCUGUCCACACGGCACUGUUUGUGACCUCGAGGCCUCCACCUGCGUCGACUCCUCUGCCGGCACGUCCACGCCGUGGUUCGACAAAUCGCCCGCCUUCUCUCUACCGACCGGCAACAGCCAGUGUGACAAGACCACCUCAUGUCCCGGGACGUCCACCUGCUGCAGGGCGGUGGGCGGCGGCUGGGCCUGCUGUCCUCUGCCUCAGGCCGUGUGCUGCGAGGACCACCUCCACUGCUGCCCUCACGACACCGUCUGCAACCUGCAGGCCGAGACCUGCGACGACCCCUCGGGUGUCCUGCCGUCCCUCCGCUGGGUGGAGAAAGCGAGCGCCACUCGGGCCGUUGCCAUGCCGACUCUUCCGGCCAGGAACAUGUGCGACGCCCAGACCAGCUGCCCCAGAGACACAACCUGCUGCUUCAUGGACCAGACACGCAAAUGGGGGUGUUGCCCUUUGCCGAAGGCUGUGUGCUGCCACGACGGAGACCACUGCUGCCCCAGCGGCCACACCUGUGAGCCCCACCGCUCCUCCUGCUCGAAGGGACCCCUUGUCCUUGUGCCCUGGUUCUCCAAGCUGAGCGCCCGCAGCGAGGCGGGGGGGAACGCCUCCGCGACGGACGUCAAGUGCGACAACAAGAGCAGCUGCGCCUCGGGGACGACGUGCUGCAAGCUGAAGACGGAGGGGUGGGGCUGCUGCCCGCUGGUGAAGGCCGUUUGCUGUGCCGACCGCGAGCACUGCUGUCCUCAGGGUUACACCUGCAACAUGCAGACGAGCACCUGCGAGAAGACCGCCGACGCCCUCCUCCCCCCCCUCCCUCAGGUCAGAGUGGUACGGCCCGAGCCCGUAGACCACGAGGACGUGGCGUGUGACGUCGGGGGGGAGUUCCGCUGCCCCGGACGGGCCACGUGCUGCAGGGUCUCUGCAUCGGAGUGGGGCUGCUGCCCCUCCCCGCAGGCCGUCUGCUGCCCUGACUCAAAGCACUGCUGCCCCGCCGGCUACUCAUGUGACCCGAAGGCCGGCGGUUGCUCCCGCCCCCAGCUGACCUGGGACGGAAAGAGUGACUUUGUCCCGCAUGGACUUUGAUCCCACCUAAAGGUGCACCAGUCCUUUUCAUCCAUAACACCCACUUUAGUCUGUGACAGCACUUCCUCUUUUUGUCCUUCAUAUGAGGGGGGGGCUGAUGAAACGUGGUGGCAAUGAAGACAUGAUAAUGAAGUAGAAGCACUUUGACCAGGUGACAUCGCUGUUUAUUCGUUAUUAUCAUGAUCUCAGUUUGCUGCAGAUGAUGAGUGACUAUGUGGGUGUUGCGUCAUGGCUUUCUUCAUUUUAACAAAUGUAGAGAUAAAAACAUCAAUGCGUUCCUUUGUCAUGUUGGUUUCAUGUAUUUUUUGUAACUGUUUCAAACCGCUGGAGGAGCAAGUUGGACAAUGAGCAAAGGAAUUACUUUUUAGUGUGUUUCAUUGGGUUUUAUGAACAGAUGAAUAAGUUGUUAAACUGGUCACCUUCAUGGUCUUAAUGGACACGAUGUUAAAUAAAGUUGUAUAAUUAUUA
Molecule: messenger RNA, 2903 nt
Organism: Gasterosteus aculeatus aculeatus (three-spined stickleback)
Lineage: Eukaryota; Metazoa; Chordata; Actinopteri; Perciformes; Gasterosteidae
Gene: grnb
Product: granulin b
Cellular component (GO): extracellular region
Source: RefSeq, a predicted model, not a curated record